This is a messenger RNA of Penicillium oxalicum, 420 nucleotides long. RefSeq lists its product as uncharacterized. NCBI's taxonomy places the organism in Eukaryota, Fungi, Ascomycota, Eurotiomycetes, Eurotiales, Aspergillaceae. The transcript has a single exon. The record is from RefSeq and is a predicted model, not a curated record. The coding region runs from base 1 to 420 and encodes 139 amino acids.
AUGAAUGCGCGAGAAGGGCCUGGGACAAGGCAAACAAAUGGCCGCUGGACCCCGGCCAAGAUCCGCCAAGCUGGGCAUGUCCCUGUGGCCGUUGAACUUGACGCCAUUUCCAAUGGCUCGUUGAGCGCUCCGGUUGUACAGCGCCUCUGUCGUCAAUUCCGGACCCUACGCCACUACAGUCGACGUCGACGAGACCCUGAAGAAGCGCGGGCAAUUAUCGGAGAGGAAGUCUUGGCGGAUCGGCAGAGUCGCCUCGGAGUGGGACUGAGCCAUGAGUCCCGGGGAGGACUCUUGGCUCAACCGGAAGCCGACUACAAGCGCCGACGAGAUGCUUCUCGUCCAUCCCGUCUGGCUGCCGGGUUGAUGUCGGCAAUGGCGGAGAUGAGAAAGUCAAUUUGCGAACCGGGGUGGGGUUCCUGA